This is a messenger RNA of Lagenorhynchus albirostris (white-beaked dolphin), 4113 nucleotides long. RefSeq names its product spermatogenesis-associated protein 31E1-like. The transcript has 5 exons. The record is from RefSeq and is a predicted model, not a curated record. Lineage: Eukaryota; Metazoa; Chordata; Mammalia; Artiodactyla; Delphinidae. Bases 1 to 4113 code for a protein of 1370 amino acids.
AUGGAGAAUGCUCUCUUUCCUCCGAAAAGCACUUUUGAUACUUGGCAGUACUCCAGUUGCACUCUCUGUGUGAGUGACAUCAUCCUAGCCUUCCUGUGGGGACUGGGGCUCUUUUUCCUGUUACUCCGCUACCUUGAGAAUAAUGUAUCUUCACCACCUCCCAGGAAACAUGAAAACAUCAGGAAGCAUCAAAUGGAGCCGAAGGGGAGACGCAAGAUUAACGAGAAAAAGAGAGCUGUGAAAGCUUGCAGAAAUUCCCUGAAAGAGCUGGAAAAGGCUCGGGACCUGAUUUCACUUCUGCAAAGCCACCUGCACAAGCUCCCUGACAAGGGCGGCUUCCAUCAGCUCUCCUGUCAAGACCCGCUUGGUGAGGUGGGCAAAGCAGCGCCUGCUGCAGCCCACCAGCCCUGCAGGGAACCUGCAGAAGACGAUGUUCCUGCCGUGUGCCCAUCAGCUGCCCUGGUUCCUCUGACCCAGGGCUCUUUACCUGUGGCCUCCACCCUGUCAACAGAACCUCAAGACCAAUCCAACUUGAAGAGAGUCACCCUUGGCACUGUGGCAAAGUGCUCACCUCCAGGUAAUUCUUUUUUGGCAUCUACCACUGCAGCCAUCUUGAGUCUUGGCCUCGCAUGCUAUCACAAUUUGUUCCUGUCCUGCUGGUGGAAGAUUACCAAGGCCUUCUUCUUCCCCACCUCAUCACAGAGUAAGUCCUGGCAAGAACACCUGUCCCACCAGCCACCAGGGGCCCCGUCCUCGGGAGGGCCCACAGACAAGCAGGUAGAGACUGGUAGCCCCUUAUUUGUCAACCCUGAAGUCCAGAAGCUGCUGGAGCUUCUAAUCACCAAGAAAGUAAAACUAAACACUUGUAAGGAGAAAGAAAAGGAUGGGUCAUUCUCAGAACAAAUGAGCUCAGACUACCACCUGAACACUUUAGGGAAUAUGUGGAAAUCACUGGGUGCUGAGCAGGACAACACAACCCCUCAAUCUUUCUGGAACAUGAAAGACAACACAGAGCAGCUAGAGCAGCUACCUGGUCCUCAGCAGCUCUUACACUCCGAGGUCUUGAGGGACCACCUGGAACAGAAAUACAGUCAGCUCUACUGGGGUCUCCCCUCUCUGCACAGCGAGUCCCUGGUGGCUGUUAGGAGCGCUGCUCAACAGCAAGCACCCUUUGUUUUAUGCAGUGGAGUUUCUCAUGGCUUUUCAGUUUCAAUUCAACCUAGAAUACCUUUAGGUGCUUCCCAGGCCCCAGUCUUGCCCUGCCCGGGGGUCCCACCCCAGCCUUUCACUCAAAACUUGCCUCCCUGCCAGCCCCCACCUCUGGCUCAGAUCCAGAAGCAACUGAAAAGUGGGGAGCCUUCACCCUCUGUGGUCAAAAGAUCUCAGAAAGGCUUUAACCAACUCAUUCUCACCCUUCCUCAAGACAGGGGACGCUCCCAGGCCCAAAGGUCAGCAGUUUCCUUUCAUCAUGAGGACUUAAUUGGCCCUGAUCUCCAGAAGCAACAUCUUCAAAAGAGGCUCAUCAAAGAGCAAACCAAGAGGGGCCUGGCCCGCAGUAUCCACCUGUCUCCGUCUCUGGAAUUGAGCUCCUCUCAGUGCCAAUUUUUAGGGACUUAUCAGGCACAGGGCAAGCAGGGACCCUGGCAGCCCUCUGCUUUUACAGGCAAAAGGAGACUGGACCGACAGAAGAUAAGGUCCAGGUGCCCUAGGAGAUCCCAUAGGAAGGGUCAAAUACAAUUCCAACCAGGCCAGGAUUUCGGCAAGGGUCUAAGGCCAUGUCUGAGGAGGAUCUCAAAAGCUUCCUCCAGGACCAGCCUCCCAGUGAAGUUUCUGCAAAGAAACUCUGAAAAGGAGUCAGAAAGAUACUUGAUGAGGCCCUUGAAGAGUAACUCUGGAAACUGUUUACCCAGUAGCCCAGAGCAGAAACAUCUAGAAAAAUUCUUGAAAGCCCAUUUGAGCACAAAGUUGAGGCAGAUUAAUCAAGGUAUGACGCCUGUGAUGGUGCGUCAAUCCUGGCUUGCCGCCAACUAUGCUUCUUAUAAGCCCCACCCUCGUGAGGAAAUCAGAAAUCUAGCAUCCUCGAAGUACUGGAAACCCUGUGUAGACUCCUCCCGUGAGCUUUCCUUCCUCAGUCCAAGCAUUCGGCAGAUGCUGGAAGCACAUGUUAUAAGGUGGCGGGUAAGGCACAGGUGGGGCUUACCCAACCAGGCCUUUGAGCCCAUAAAUCUCAAGCCAGGUGGGGCUCAACCCUUGUCCUCUCCAAGGUCCACCUUUUCCCCCUCUGCCACCUGUCAAUCUAGAGCACACUCAAAAGCCAACUUGGCUAAUAAGCUCUCUGGAAAACCUCAGCCCCAUCAGGGAAUGAAAGUGAUAACAAAAGCAACAGUUCUCACCCUGGUGAGUCCCCUCCCUGUUCCCUCACCUGAGCAUACAGAAAUCCAGAGGGCCCUGGGACAGACUUCACCUGGUGACAGGUAUGGGCCCUCAGAGGCCCCUGUGACUGGACAGGAGGGCAGGCUGCCUUAUCAGAUGCCCAUAGUCAACCUCAUGGGCAGAAGCUGGGAGAAUGGGACUGUCUUGGGGUUUCCAGCCACUAGGAAAACCCUGUCACCACCAACAGAGUCAGUUGGCCAACCUCCAAAGGAGCCAUGCCUUAAAACACAGGUGGCUCAAGGCCGUGCCACUGGUGAGCUCCUUCCAGACUCUCACAGUGACAUCCUCCUUCAAGACUAUGCCAUUGGCAUGCCCCUCCAGGACUUUGCCACCAAUGUGCUCCUUCAGGACCAUCACACUGAUGUGCUCCUUUCUUCACACAUCUUGGCUUCUCACAGGUCUCUUUCUAGUUCCCAGAGGGAACAUGCUAGUGAGGACGCACCAGCUUUCCAGGUGGUGCCAUAUGACCUCAACGUCAGGGAACAGAGCAGCCGGGGGCAGCAGACAUUCAAAACACCACAACUUCAGGACCCAUUUAAAGGCCAGAGGGAGAUGUCGGCCCCAACUGAGGAGUGGAGGGACUUUCAGAGGCCCCAACCAAAAGAGCAUGAAGAAAUGAAGAGCCAGAGGGAGAUGCUCGCAUCAGCUGAGGAGUGGAGGGGUUUCACGAAGCCCCAACCAGGACAGCAUGAAGAAACAAAAAGCCAGAGCAACGUGCCUGCCCCAGCUGAGGAGUGGAGGUGCGUUAGGAGCCUCCAAGCAGGAGAACAUGAAGAAACGAGAAGCAACCAGGAACAACAGGAACCCAGGAAACCAAAAGUUAGGGACCCGUGUAAGGACCAGUUUGCCUCGACUGAGGGGAGGGAGGACAACUGGAAGCCCAAACCAGGAGAGUAUAAAGAAAGGUCUUCAGGACUAAAGGCUUCGCAAGCAAGUGGGAUGAGCCAAGCUUCUCAGGUCAGGGAAAGAGGAGAGUCCCUUGGGAGCAAACAUCCCCAGCUCUCACCAGGGAAGAGACAGCUUUCACCAGAAAGCCAAAAAAGGACGAAGCAGUAUGUCAGCCACGAUAAAAAAGGCAAAGGAAUAGAAGAAUCCCUUCAAAAAGGCAAGCCUGCAUCAGCCACCGCUCACCAGCAGAAACCAAUCAAAGGCAAACCUGUUGGAGAGAGCAGGGCUAUUGACCCUUGUGCGACUGCAAGAGCUGUUGGACAGGUCCUAAGAGAGAAACUGGGGCUUCACCAAGGACUCUGUGCCUCAAAGUUAAAUCUGCACCCAGAACAGCUCCAGGCCCCAGCACAGGGGCAUUCCCACCACCACAGGGUUCUCUCCUCUUCAGAACAGAGAAGGGUGUUGAAAGAUACAGCCUACAGUCACCAAGCCAGCCCCAAGGACCACAGCUACCUUAACAAGAGCAGGCAUACCACAGGCAGGGGCGACAAGUUAGCCUUCCCACCCAGGGAACUGGAGUCCCCAGUCAGACGCUGCCAGCAUGGACCAAGGCUGGCCGGUGACUCAGGCCACCUGCGCCAUCACCCAACAUGUCCUCAAAAAUGUGUUCCCUCUGGUCAGCCAGAGUGUGCUUCUCAUGCCUUUCCUGGGGGGAAAGUAGUGCCAAAAAAAGUUCAGUUCAUGGAAAGAAAACCUGCUUCUUCUCACGUUAACAAAUCAUCUAUGUGCUAA